Molecule: messenger RNA, 984 nt
Organism: Cryptomeria japonica (Japanese cedar)
Lineage: Eukaryota; Viridiplantae; Streptophyta; Pinopsida; Cupressales; Cupressaceae
Exons: 1
Coding region: 1-984 (327 amino acids)
Source: RefSeq, a predicted model, not a curated record
AUGUCUCUAUUUAGUGUCAAACUGAGUGGAAAGUCUUCGCUAUCUAGAGUGAGUAAUAUCUCAGAAUUGGAAAAGGGUAGAUUUUAUAUUGAAGUUCCAGAUCUAGUGAUUGAGCAUAACAUUAACCUUAUGGCUCUGACUCUAGUUGGAAACAUUUUGGGACCUAGACCGAUUAUUGAUGUUGUCAAGGCAUUUGCUAAACAUAAAUGGGUGCUCAAAGGUCAAGUGGAGAUCACAACCAUGUCCAAAGGUGUCUUGUCUAUGUCCUUUUCAUGUGUGGAAGAUAUGUCGAGGGUGCUUUGUGAUGGCGCUUGGUUGAUUGGAAAAUCCAUGCUUGCUCUACAAAAAUGGUUGCCUAAGAUGGACCUAAAUGAAUCUUUUUUUGUACAAACUCCUAUUUGGGUCAAAUUACAUAGCCUUCCACUAGAGUUUUGGGUUGAAUAUGUUUUCAAAGGAAUCACUAGUUCCUUUGGGGAACUCUUAUCUAUGGACCCUAUCAUAGCGGCUAGAAGAAGACUCGCCUUUGAAAGGAUUUGUGUGGGAGCUAUGAAAGGAACGGAUAUGCCUUUAUCUAUUGCAAUUAACUCCAAAUUGGGGAAGUGGGUGCAACCUAUGGAAUAUGAAAGUGUCCCUUUUACAUGUUUUCACUGCAAAAAAUCAGAGCAUACUGCUAAAAAAUGCCCUCUCCAAGUUGUCAAAGAGAAAAAGAAGAAAUACAAGACAAUGCAAUGGAGAGCCAAAAAUCCUGCUAAGCAACUAGUGAUUGCUGAAGGGAAAGAAAUGGUAGAAGAAGCCAAGAGUGUUAUCAUCUUGAACACUUUUGAGAAACAGGGGAACAAUAAUUUGGAAAACCUAAAAAACCAUAGGUUUGAAGGUGGGAAAGAGGAUCAAAUAGGAAAAGAUGAGAGAGAACGGCAAAACGCCAUUCUGGAUGAAAAACGAAGUGAUAACUUGGAAGAUGAAGAAAUACAGGUGGUUCUGUAG